AUGAGUAGAGCUGAAUUGAAAUUUGCAAGAAUACGAUUUUAUUCUCAAAUUUAUUUAAAACAAAAUAAUCAAAAAGGUGUAUUCAAACCUACUAAAACACAACAACUUAAUAAGAUUUAUGAUAAAAUUUCAUGUCGUGUCAUUAAGAUUAUAAGCAUUCAUUCACGUGUUUUGCUCUUUCCAUGCAUUAAUAUGAUUAAGUCCGCCUUUGGCGUUAUUAGUGGACAGUUUGAAACGCAAUUCAUACAUUCUGUGCAUGAGGAUAAAUUAAAUAGCCCUUUCCUGUCACAAGAAUAUAGAGGGUUUUGCUUUUUUGUGACAAGGUGGUUUUAUUCUGAGACUGAAUAUUUUGAUUUAAAAUUCGCAGAAAAACGAAGACCACAUGAGAGAUCAAUGGUAGAAACAUCCAAUAAACAUGCUUUAAGUCCGGUAUCCAAAAUUGGAAGUGUUCGUAAAUAUCCAACUCAGCGAUCUAAAGCUAAUUUCACAUCUUUAUUUUGUGACAAAGAUUGA
Messenger RNA from Echinococcus granulosus, 513 nucleotides. RefSeq lists its product as hypothetical. The record is from RefSeq and is a predicted model, not a curated record. The transcript has 6 exons. Lineage: Eukaryota; Metazoa; Platyhelminthes; Cestoda; Cyclophyllidea; Taeniidae. Bases 1 to 513 code for a protein of 170 amino acids.